UCUGUCAUUAGUUUAUCAGUAGGGCGAGGGUAGAAGUUAUUUGAAUUCGAAAAUAUACAUUUUACAUAAAAUGGCUAAAAAUACUUCUAAUUCGGCAUUCAGAAAGAUUGAUGUUGAUCAGUAUUCCGAAGACAAUUUUAAAGAAGAUGAGACUGAUUCUGGAGUUUCGGCAGGAGCAGAUGAAAACGAAGUCAAUGGAUUUCUUCAAAAAGGAAAAAUGUUGGAUGCUUUAAAAGUAGUAUUGAAUUGUGCUCCAACGAGCAUAAAGAACCAACAAAUUAAGGAGAGUUCCCUCAAUUUGGCACUCAAGGUUCUCCUGGCAGUGAAACCUUCUCAGAUAGAUGAAAUUAUAGAUUCACUGAACAUGGAUUACUUGGAUGUCUUGAUGAAAUAUGUGUAUAAAGGCUUUGAAUAUCCCUCCGAAGGAAGUAGCGGACAAUUACUGCUCUGGCAUGAAAAAAUAUAUAACGUUGGUGGAGUCGGGUGCAUUGUAAGAGUUCUGGCUGAUACCAAAAGAGUGUAAAAUAUUUUUUGAUUAAAUUAAUCUAUUUCUAAGCUGAAAA
Leptinotarsa decemlineata (Colorado potato beetle) is the source of this 563-nucleotide messenger RNA. RefSeq names its product Actin-related protein 2/3 complex, subunit 5 (gene Arpc5). The record is from RefSeq and is a predicted model, not a curated record. Gene Ontology annotation, cellular component: Arp2/3 protein complex; actin cytoskeleton. Gene Ontology annotation, biological process: Arp2/3 complex-mediated actin nucleation; regulation of actin filament polymerization. NCBI's taxonomy places the organism in Eukaryota, Metazoa, Arthropoda, Insecta, Coleoptera, Chrysomelidae.